Messenger RNA from Striga hermonthica, 897 nucleotides. Lineage: Eukaryota; Viridiplantae; Streptophyta; Magnoliopsida; Lamiales; Orobanchaceae. The record is from the annotation of a GenBank genome assembly.
AUGGCGGCAGCUAUUCACUUGUCAAUUUCAACUCCAACCCCUAGUUUCCGUGCGCCUUGCCGCACCCUCCCACCUCUCCACCCACCAAUGACCCUCGCCAAAUUCCAACCCUUACGCCACCUCUCUCGCCGCGGGUUCUCCGUCUCCGCUGCCGCCGUCCGGCAGGACACAACUCUCUGGACACCUGCACCGCUGCUAAAGAUCUCUCCGGCCGCAGAAUCGCUCUUCAACAUCACCAUCGACGUGUCGGAUACCCCCGACCUCGCGGGCUCCUACACCACGGCCGGCCAGUAUCUGCAGCUCCGCCUUCAGGAUCCCGACACCAAACCCGCGUUCCUCGCCAUCGCGUCGCCGCCUUCGACCGCCGUGUCCAAGGGCGUGUUCGAAUUUCUGAUAAAGUCCGCUGCGGGAUCCACCGCCGAGCUCCUGUGCGGGCUUCAGAAAGGCGAUGUCGUGGAGUUGACUCUGGCCAUGGGCAAAGGCUUCAAUAUCCAUCAGAUAUCCCCUCCGGAAAAUUAUCAGACGGUGGUGAUUUUCGCCACCGGGUCUGGAAUUAGCCCAAUUCGGUCUUUGAUCGAGGCAGGCUUCAAUGCUGAGAAGAGAUCCAAUGUUAGGCUCUAUUAUGGAGCCAGAAGUCUUGGACGCAUGGCAUAUCAGGAGAGAUUUAAAGAUUGGGAAUCUUCUGGAGUUGAUAUUGUGCCCGUGCUGUCACAGCCGGACGACAGUUGGAAAGGGGAGCGAGGUUAUGUUCAGGCUGCCUUUAAGAAAGAGAAAAAUAUCAUUACUCCUCAAUCCACUGGUGCAGUGCUCUGUGGUCAAAAGCAGAUGGCCGAGGAGGUGACUUCGCUUCUUGUAGCUGAUGGUGUAUCGACUGAAAAGAUCUUGAAGAACUUUUGA